AUCUCGACCCUGACUGCACUUGCAAGAGGAAGAAGAAGAAGAAGAAGAAGAAAUGGUGCUUGAAGCGAUAAAAUACACAUCUGGCGACCUGCAGAUCCUUGAUCAGCUGCGUCUGCCCCACGAAUCCGUCUACAUCAGCGUGCGCACCUCCGAAGACGCCUACCAUGCGAUCAAGACCAUGACCGUCCGCGGCGCUCCCGCCAUCGCCAUCGUUGCCGCGCUCGCGCUCGCUGUCGAGCUGCUCGAGCUGCCGGAAGGAGAUCCAAGCACGGCGAGCACCGAGGCCGCGCGGUCCUUUAUCGCCGACAAACUGCACUACCUCGUCACGUCGCGGCCGACGGCUGUCAACCUGUCGGACGCGGCAAGGAAACUGGAAAAGUUGGUGGCCGAGACCGAGGGAGGGAGUAAAGCUGUGGUGGACGCCUAUGUCAAGGCGGCAGAGCGCAUGCUGAUUGACGACGUGAGCGAUAACAAAAACAUCGGCGAGAACGGCGUCGCAUGGGCCAGGCAGAGUUUUGGCAGCGACAAGUUCUCGAUCCUCACGAUCUGCAACACUGGAUCACUGGCUACCGCCGGAUACGGAACCGCCCUCGGAAUCAUCCGCUCCGUCCACGCAAACAACCUCCUCGAGCACGCCUACGCCCUCGAGACCAGGCCCUACAACCAGGGCUCGCGUCUGACCGCCUACGAACUCGUGCACGACAACAUCCCCGCGACUCUGAUCACAGACUCGAUGGCGAGCAUCCUGCUCAAGACGCACCCGGAGAUCAAGAUGGUCGUCGUUGGCGCGGACCGCGUCGCGCGCAACGGCGACACCGCAAACAAGAUCGGCACCUACCAGCUCGCAAUCACGGCCAAGUUCCACGGCGUCAAGGUCGUUGUCGCGGCACCGACAACGUCGAUCGACUUGCUUACGGCGUCGGGAGACGACAUCGUGAUUGAGCAGCGCAAGCCAGAGGAGAUGGUCACCAUGCGGGGGCCGGUCGUUGAUGCUGAUGGCUCGGUGAACAAGAACGAGGUUAAGACUGUGCAUAUUGCUGCACCGGGAAUCGGCGUCUGGAACCCGGCUUUUGAUUUUGCGCCGGCGAGCCUGAUUGAUGCUAUUGUUACUGAGAAGGGUGUUGCUGAGAAGGAUGCUGACGGGAAGUUCCAUCUCGACAAGUUCUUUUAAGAUUCUUUUAAGAAAGUAUAGAUGAUUGAAAUAAAUACAUUUACUUUAUCAAAAUAUCUACAAAAACGUCUAGAGCCCGAUUCAAUCCAGCGCCUUAACAGUCUCC
Molecule: messenger RNA, 1277 nt
Organism: Myxozyma melibiosi
Lineage: Eukaryota; Fungi; Ascomycota; Lipomycetes; Lipomycetales; Lipomycetaceae
Exons: 3
Coding region: 53-1171 (372 amino acids)
Molecular function (GO): S-methyl-5-thioribose-1-phosphate isomerase activity
Source: RefSeq, a predicted model, not a curated record